GAAACAACUAAGAUGCUCAAGUAGAAAUCCAGGCUGUACCUGUCAGGCUGGACUCAGCAAGCAGUGUUCAUUGUGUACUAGUAAUCUGGUAGACAGCCGACAGCUGAGAAUGGAUUUCCACGCUGCCAUGGAGACCUUGGCUGAGGCUUGGGUGGCUGCCAAUACACAGACAGCGCUCACUGCAGAACAUCAGGGCCCCAGACCCAGUGUGAAUAACCUGCCCACCAUGUUGCCCAGGGAACAGUUUCAGUGGGGACAGCAGCCUUCACCAGAGAGAGCAGUAGCCCAGCCCAGUACUUCCUCUGGGGUCAAAUCCCUCCCUAUUCACUGUGUGGUAGAGCACAUCCAGAGCCCGGUGCCACCAGACGGCGCUGCUGCCCAAGACGCACCUGACACCACCAUUGAACAAGAUGGAUAUGCCAUCCUGGCCAGUAACACUCCCUUCCAUGACAUUGUGGUGACGGCGCUGCUCAAACUGGGCUACAAUUCACUGGAUGCAAUGUCUGCUAAAGGUGCUAUUCAGAUCAAGAACUGGAAGCCUCUGGCGUUUGAUACUAUAACUGAGAACAAGGAGGCCACCAUAGACCAGAUUCUGGGGGAACUGACCAACAUAGCCACACUGAGGAUUAAAAUCUCCUCCUCCUCGUCAUCAACAUCAUCACCAGACAUCAAGGACAAGCUGCUCCGGUUGUUGUUGUCAUACUCUCAGGAAUUGCUGCUGUCUUCUGGAUGUCCACUUGAUAAGGACAUCCUGUCACAGAUUUCUCAGGGACAGAUCAUUACGGACUCCGUCAUCUCUCCCACCAUGAAGGAGGACUUCUAUAGAUGGUAUCAAGACCAGCUUCAGAGCAGGGCUUUCUCUGUCCUGGCAUCGCUGAACCAAGACGACAAGGAAUCUCAGAGAAAAACCAUGAUGUUUCUCCAGCAGCAAGUGCCCUCAGCAGGCGGCGCCACGGAACAGCCACUAGGUGUCUCCACUGUACAGACAAGAGGGACUUAUCUUCCCCCACACCCAUCCAUGACCCAAGCCCAGAUUGGGGAGCCAAACCAGCAAGUGUCUUUCCCACCCAAUAACAGCCAUCAUCACCUCUUACUUCACAGGUCACCACCAGCUGGCAGCACUGCAGAUGACGCCCAAGAUGUGACCUCCCCCAGUUCUGUUGUUGGGAGUGCCGGAAAAUCGCGCCCAAGGAUGCGAGUGAACUUUGACCCACACUACGAAGUUCCCAGGCUUCUGUACUGGUUUAAUAUCAAUGAUCACCCAAAUCGUACUCAGAUGGAGGCUUACGUGGCUAAACUCAAUUCUCUCCCUACGAGAUAUGGAAAAAGACCCCUUGACGUCACCAACAUUAUGUACUGGUUCAAGAAUCUGCGAGCUGCGCGGCGUAGGAUUGCACGUACAGAAGAUAGCCUCAAUGCACUCAGUGACUCCAAUGACAAACUCAACUACAACUCAAAAGAGCACCUCAGGUGUCUCCCUCCUCAGAUGGGUUCUACAGAAAGAUUUUCUCCGUCUCAUCCCAGUGCAGUCCAUCCACUCUCUGUUACCUCACGACCAGUCCACCUAGGAAGAACCUCGCCUCAGCAGGUCACCCAACCCAUGGGUCUCUCCCACUCCAUUGCCUCCAUAGUAAACAGUCCCAAGGACGAAAAGCUUGGCUCGCAGCCUUCAGAAGUCAAGUCCAAUUCUCCCAGGUUGGAGAACAGUCACGUGUCCAAUUCUAGUCACGAAGAAGAUGAUGAUGAGGAAAUAGAUGUUGAAGAUGAUAGUGAGGAUGAAAGUCCACUGCGUAUUGUGAUUGACCCAAACGAGGAUAUGCUUGAUGAUGAAUCUGUAAAAACUGACUCAACUUGUCUUGAAUCUUCAAACAAUAAAGGUGCUCCCUCCGUUGAGGAAAAAACUGUGACAGCCCAUGAUCAACACACAUCCAACAAUCACUGUCAAGGCAAAAUAAGUGAUGCUGUGGAGAAAAACUAUAAUUCCCAACCAAUUGAAGUAGAAGUGGCAAGCUCAGCGGAACCUCAGGAAGAACCAGUUGACUUCUCUUUGACAAAACGUAGCUCGGGGGACAGGAUCCCACGGGCAGCCAGUGUAUACAGCUCUAGUAACUCGCGCCCAAGUUCUGUUGCCUCCAGUGUGGGGAGCGGGUCUUUGUCAUAUGAGCCUCAGCCUGAACCAGCUCACAAGAAAAUCAAAAUGGAGGAUGGCACAUCUUGGAGUGCACAUGGAGGCCUACCUCGCCACCAGUUCCCAAGGUCAUUCUCAAGGUCAAGUUCAAGGUCUCCUACUGGGUCAAGUUCAAGGUCAGCUUCCCCAUUGGAGAAUGUUAAAGGGGUCACCUCUUCAACCAGCCCUUCAGUCACUGGAGUAUUUGGACUUAAUGGACAGAUCAAACAGGAGACAGUAAAGGAUUGCAAUGCUGGGUUAUACCCCCCUAGUUCUGCACAGUCCCCCUUGGCCCCAGGGUAUCAGGGUGUUCCACCCCCUCUGUUUCCGAAUGGUAAGCUACCACGUGGUAUGUUUGGUGGUGCUCAGAUUCCAUCUCCUCUGACCCUGAGCUCACUCCAGCAGCACCAGCAACAGCAGGCAGUACUGCCACCUAUUGGUUUCAAUCCAUACUUCAACCCUUACUUCAUGCAGGCUCAACAGAGUGGUGGAAUGGGCAACGGAUUGCUGAUGAUACAGCCCAAGUCUGGUUCCUCGUCACCGACAACUUCUCCUUUUGCCACGUCACCAGGAAGUGGACACGGUCCGAGCUACGCCAGAUCUGACCCUGAUCAUGAAAUUACCACCUCUCCAACAGUGACCAUCGAGAAGAGACAACGCACAAGGGUCUUCAUUGAUCCCAUCACUGAAAUCCCCAGACUUGAGUCCUGGUUCCUCUUGGACACGCAUCCCUCUAUGUACGAGAUGGAGAAGUACUGUGACAUUCUGAACUCUUCUGAGUAUCGACAGAAAUUUCCCAAAUUGAAUGUGCGCAAUGUUCAGUUGUGGUUCAAGAAUCACCGUGCCAAAGUGAAGCGUUUGAAGGGUGCUGACGUGAGAAUCGCCAUGGCCUACGAGAUGGCGGAAGCUAAGAUGAUGUGCUAGUCCUUUGAGACAAGAAUACUGUGACAGUUAGUGGUAAAAUAAGUCAGACCAAUGGUAAUAUGUAAUUAAAAUAAGCAAUAUUCUAUAUGUAUGUUAACAAAUGAAGAGGUUAUAUUUAUAAUAUAAGUUGAGACCAAUCAAGUGUAUGAGGGCCAAAAUGUAGAACUAACAUAUUGAGGUGUGAUAUUAUUAUGAGGACGAUAAAUGCUGUAUUUCCUCAUUUGUAUAGCUUAUUGACAAUGUUUUCAGUGCUUUCUGCAGAAGAAUACAGGGAUGAAAAGAGAAACUAGAAGUUUCUCAAAGUUUUUAUCAUAGACCAACCAUUGAAAGAAUAUUUAUUGAUUUAUUUAUUUAUUUAUUUAUUUAUUUAUUUAUUUUCAUUCAAAACUGACAGCAAUAUAGUAGUUAGCUUAUGACGUAAGUGGACCCAGUCCACACACUAGUUUAUAGUUUAGCAUGAAGUAAAGUGUAGAACUUAGAUGUUUGAUAAAGAUGACUAGAGAUGUUGUCUGUUGAGAAGUUGUCAUGUGAUAUUAGCUUGAUGGAGUAUAACAUGUAUAUUUGUACAUUAUUUGGAAAACUUGUGUACUAAGUAGUUAGUAGAUAUACACUUUGAUUUACAUCUCACAGUUUAUAGAUACGUUAGGCUGUUAUUAAAUAACCCAAAGUCUAGUCUGGUAGAUGCACACAGUAAAUUUUCAUUUCAUUAAGUUUCCAAGAGAUAUUUCUAGAUAUGCUAGACUGUUAUUAAAUAACCCAAUCAGUGUCUAGUUUAUGCUCUCUGAGGUGACUGAGAAGACCAUUCUCCUUUGCUAUUAUGCCAUUGUGUAACAUAUCUUUACAGUAUUUUGUUCCCAUUUCAAUAUUUUCUGUAGUGGAUGAGUACUGUGGUGCUUACCGGAAUGUAAAUAUAUUUUUUUUGCCAUUAUACUUAAGGUAGUAUAAGGAAAUGUGGCCUGUGAUGAGAAAAUGUGGUGAUGUGAGUUGAUAUUAGCUGUUUCUUCAACUAGCUUGACUCAAUAGGAUUCAGAUUUAAAUGUUUUUAAUUGUAGUAUUAAUUCAUAAGCAGUUUGUGUUAAUUUUGACAUCAUGAUAUUCUAAGUACUUAAUAAGACAAAGCUCCUUAUUUUCAUACUUUGCUAACUGCCAGUGAUUUUUUAAUCUAACAGAUAGACCAUGGUGGCAUAUUGUAAUUGUUUGACAAGUAAAAAAGACUUCUUUCUUUCUUUUCCUUAUUCUGGAUAUUGUAUUUUUCAUCAGGGUUUCGCAAACACUAGUCAUUAUUUUUGUGUUUUUGAGCAAAAAGUCAAAAUAUUACCCAACACAUGUCAUGGUGCAUUAAAUGAUUCUAUUAUAUUGAACUUAAUAAAUAUAUUUUGUGUGUAUGUAUAUUUGAUAGCCAUAAUAAAGCCAUAUUUUGUGGUACAGGGUAUUUUUGUAUAACAAUCGAUGGAAUAAAGAUCUUUACAUUUUA
This is a messenger RNA of Lingula anatina, 4565 nucleotides long. RefSeq lists its product as uncharacterized. The record is from RefSeq and is a predicted model, not a curated record. Lineage: Eukaryota; Metazoa; Brachiopoda; Lingulata; Lingulida; Lingulidae. Gene Ontology annotation, biological process: chromatin remodeling; regulation of transcription by RNA polymerase II. Gene Ontology annotation, molecular function: DNA-binding transcription factor activity, RNA polymerase II-specific; RNA polymerase II cis-regulatory region sequence-specific DNA binding.